GGACUCAAACCGUUAGGUCAGAUGGUUAGCAGCAAACUUCCCAUUGCGGACAUUAAACAGCGAUUUGGGUGAGUUUUCCAUCAUUUUAUGUUUCAUGUAAUAGUUUUUAGCUGCAGCCUACUACAGGUUUUUCUUCAUACUGAUAUCAAAGACAGCUUUGAGCCUCCGCAUACCAGAAAGUACUACUGUUGUUUGCAUGAGUUAACGUUCGUGUUAAACUGAGUGAACCUAAUGUCCGUGCCAACUGACACUGAGUCGGAGGGCAUUAAAAGUCACACCAGUGCAUGAGUAAUGAGCUGACAAGUCUAGUCCACAGCCAUGUUUGUCUGUCUUUGGGACACUUUACAGGAUGAGUGCUGGACAGGCGAGCGAGGGUGCCGGCUGCGUCACCUGGUGGGGCUUUAGUCCCGCGCGCGACCUUCUGAAAACCGGUGAGAACUUUUUUUGGCACAUGAGCGCGCACAUGGUGCCGCAUGUAUGCGACAAAUCGCCUGUGUGAAAAUGGAAAUUAUUGACUUAGCUGAAUUUUGUCAUGCUGGGUUUUAGUGUGGCACGGCAGAAGUAAUCUACUUUAGCUGUGUAUUUGUAAGAGACAACACCACUUAGAGAAAUAACGACCAACCUCUAGCAAUUCUAUCAUCAAGUAUAAAACAUGAAACAAGUUGUAGGGAAGACCGGGGCUUGUUGUCACAUGGGUAAGUUUUCACAUUGCAUUUAUCUUUGCAAUGAAGGCACAACUAAAAAGUGGAAUACUAGUUUUCUUCCUUUACAUGGUCAGGGGUCGUGUCCUGUCUGAGAUGAGAAGAGAAGAGCAAAUUGUGAGCUGAGAUAAGAACCAGUAGACCAUUUUGCACAACCCAAAGUUAAAAAAAAAACUAUAUAUAUAUAUUUUUUUAUUUUUAUUUUUUUAUUUUAUUAAAUAAGCUUCUUCCAGAUAAAAAUCAUAGCUGUGAUACACAUGGACUUCUUAGAGGAGAGACUAAGGCAUCCUGUCAUACCUCAGUCAUUGUUCUAUUUUAAGCUAACUUUAAUCCAGAGCUAGAAUUAGCAAAUAUGAUAGUUUGGGGCAACAUGUCUCAGUCAUUUUGGGGUUAGUUGUCACAUGUUUAAAAGAGAUUCAAAUUAACAUAGAGAGUCUGCUUAUCAGCAGUUUGACUUUAUUUUUAGACAUGGUCAGGAAUUACACAAGAAAAACUGAACAUGGUAGUGCAGUACCUGACGUGUUGCUGAGGACAGUCAGACAGGUGACCCUAUCUAAUAAAUCAAUCUGGAGUACAAUAAAGGACUUUCAUGUCAACUACCAAACCUUAGCUUGGUACUGCAAAACAUUCACCCCAGCCAAAAUACAGUCAGACAGCUCUCCAAACUCCAGAGCAUGUUGCAUAAUAUUUUGUGUUAACGUUUAUUAGUGGCUAUGUUAAACGACUUUUUCCAGCUCAAUGAUAAAUAUUAUUUGUGCCUGACUUUGACAUUCACUUUUAUGUAAAAAAUGAGAACAACAAUAAUUUUGUCCUUGUUUUAUUAGCUGCAAAAUCCACAGUGACAUCUUGUAGUAAGACAACUUACCCGAUGGUGGGGCAACAUGUCACAUAAUCACACUCUCUGUUUGAUUGCUUAUAACUCUGCACUGACACAAGAUAUGAAAAUGACAGGAAUAAGAAAUAUAUACCUGAGACUUUGGUCUUUCAUCUAGUAUACAUUUUGUUUAUAUAUGAUGUAUUGAUUGCAAGAAAUAUACAAGAGUGUAAAAAGUGUGACAAGAAGCCCCAUACUCCCCUGAAUACUGUUCUGAAUGUGUGGCUUUACUUGUAAUGAACCAUAUUUGACAUGGUAUUGUUGGCAUAAACUUUAUUGUUGUGUUUGAUAUUUUAUAACUGUAACUAGACAAAUAGGUUAAAUGUCUGAGCAAGUGAGGACACAAAACUUCACUUUGCUUUCCUCUAAACAGCCUUGUCAUGGGCUUUUAAUGCAAUUUUUUUUACUUUUAAUCAUACAUACUGUGCAUUUUAUACUCUUCAAAUUACAAUUGAAACUUGUGAUUGAUAGGACAUUUAUAUAUACAAUUAAAGGAUAAGUAAACCAACAAAUGACCAUACAUUUAAUGUUUUCUAUAACACUGCCAGGUGCCAGUUUAGCUUAGUGGUUAACUUACACACCCCCAGUCUCCCAAGUAGAGUACCAGGCAGCCUAGAUUUGACUCCAGUCUUAAACAGCCUUGAACUUCCAACUUAAAGAAGAAGGGCUAAGAGCUUUGUAUGUUGUUUUCAAUUGCUCUUUUACCAGUAUGAAUUCUCUCUGUGUGUCUAGGUCCUGUUAGACCCGAACAAGCAGCCAAUGUUUUACUGGUUGGCAGUGGGGAUCCUCGGCAUAUUCUGAAAACCAUAGCUGGAUUGCAGAAUGAAGAAAGCCUUCAUGUAAGUCUCAGUCUCUUAGGUUUUUUGGUCAUUUGUCUUUUGAAGACAAAGUUUUUUGCUCCACUAUAAGCUACUAAAGUUUUUUCUUUACUAUACUAUAGGUGUGGGUAGUAGAGGACAGCAUGGAGGUGGUGGCUAGGCAGCUGCUGCUUCUCUACCUGGCUCUGAUUCCCCAAGAAAGCAUGGGAAAUAAUGGUGACUUGGGUUUUGUUUGAUUCUUUUAUUUAACUUUAGUGAGAUUUAAAGUCUUUUUUUUCCAAGUGUGUCCUGGUCAAGAUAUGCAACAGCAGUUUAAUAAUUUACAGUACCAAUAUUCAAUAAAGAUAUUAAGAAAACUAGAAGUAUCAUAUGUAUUGUAAUAUAUUUAUGCUAAUUUACCAUGUUUUUACUGCCCUCAGAGAAAACAGAGAUUUUCCUGGAGGUGUUUGGGAACAGUGAGAUCCGUUGUCAGACAGAUGAGGCUCUGAAGAGUGUUGCAUCACAGCUCUCUUUAGGUGUCACUGAGACAUUAGAGAAAGCAGCACACCCAUGUCUGAACACAACUCUUCUUAAGGUACAACUCUAAAUGACAGAGGUUUACAGAUUCAGGGAAAAUGGACUUAUGUCAGACUCUCUGAAUAUUUCUACAGUUUAAAGAGAGAGAUGAACUUGCCAGAAUAUUCAAGUCAUGGACCCAGCCUCAGUCUUCUACUCCCAUCUUAAUGUCUAAAGCCUGGGAUUAUCGGGUCAGGCAGCACCUCGGAACCCGCUAUGACUCUAAGAAAGGCAGCUUCGACUGGGACCUUUCGAUGAAACUGCACGAAAAAGGGGUAUUUUAAUAUUUAUCGUUAUUUCUUUUUUGUGGAUUAAACUAUGAUAGAUUUUCAACAGAUCAGAGUAAUUUUUAGGCCUGUAAUUUUCUACUCUUUAUUUGCAGUGUGGCAUCAUCAACAAACAACAAUACAUGCAAUGGAGGGAGCGAGGUGUAGCGUUUGAAAUGAGAGAGGGUGUUUACCAAAUGACCAAUCCAAGUUUGCUGUCCUCAAGAGUAUUUAGGCAGGUACGUGCCUGAUUUUAUCCACCAUACUAUAAUGAGACAACAAGGAAAUGUUUAAAUUUGUCUUUGUGUGCAUUUGUAUGCAUGUGUUUGGACAGAAAGGGGACAAAGUGGCUGUCAGGGGUUACUGGGGAGACAUUGUUUCCAGUCCCUACCUCUCCUUCGGCAUUGAAACUGAUGACAAAGACUUACUAAAGACUCAGAAUGGGCAACAUACCAAGGUAAAGUUUACAGCAAUUAUUGCAUAGUGCAUAGUUGCAUUUUUUUUUAAAUCCCUUUUAUUAUAUACGAGUACUAAGGUAUGCUUAAAAUUGGAACCAUUCCUGUUUUUCUGCUCCUCUUUCACACUCUCAGACUGCUCAGGAUGUCUCCUUUGCAAAUGUUAGUACAUUGUUCCAGUCCCUGUCCAGCAGACGGGGCCACCCCACUUUUUCUCCUUCAGAUGCAGAGGCAGAAGAGCCAUCCACUCAGAGUGACCAAAAAUCUGUCAGCAUUAAGGGUAAAUGGUCAUUGACUUUGGCAGGCCUGUAGGUUCAGCUGAUUGAACAGGAAUAGCAGUUUAUGUAAGAGCAAAGCCAUUAAACUCAGAGUUUAAGAGGUUGAGACUCAGGUGAAAGACUGAGUUUGAUUAAAAUGCAUCAAUUUUUUUGCAGUGUGUUAAAAAACUAUCAAUAUUCUGAAACUUUCCACAGACCUGAUGCAUCUGAAAGGGAUCUCGGUUACCUUUCUGCCAAUGGACUCUCUUCAAAAACUGCCCCAAAAACAAAAAUAUUCCCAUUUCUUCAACCGCAUCUACUUCUCUGCCAGGUGAGGGAGAUUUCUACAUUUUUUCUACGAUUACAUUAGAGAUCAUUUUAAAAUAAGAGACCAAUUAGUGUUUGCCUAAAUGUAAAUAUAGUAACUUAACCAAAUUUCCCGUGAACUUGGCUGCAGACUACUGAGAUCAUGUUUUAUCUCUGUUCUUGUUUCCUUCUAUGUAAAUGCUGUAAAGCUUAGUGCACCAGUUGGGCCCAACAUUGAGACAGAUUGCUGCACCAGACGCUGUGCUCGUCGUGGAGUUGGCCAAGUGAGGGUUUUUAUAGUAACAGAGCUUGUUACCAUGGUGAUUGAACAGUCACUAAGAGUACAGUGACUGUGCUGUGUUUUUUAUUUAUUUAUUUAUUUAUUUUUUGUGCAUCUGAAUUUUUGGGUCUCUUAGAUAUUCCACAUAUAAUCCCAACAAGAUAGAUAAUAGCUGUGGUUGCAAAGUUUAAAGACAAGCUGCAUGUGUGUAUGUGUGUGUCAUUGUGUCUCUUAGGUACAUUCUGGACCUGAACAAAAAGCAAGAGGCAGGCUUUGCAGAGAAAGUCAGUAGUAUCGCUCUCAAGGCUGAAUUUGAGCCUUGGCAGGAAGGAAAGAGUGAUGACGUCCAUGCUGUCUUUGUACCACAGAAGAAGUAAAAGGUGUUUUUUUUUGUUUUGUUUUUUCUCAAUAUAAUUUUCCUUUAUAGGAAAGUUUUCAAGCCAGUGUUGAGUACCUGUUAGUGGCCUCAGACAGACUUUAUUUUUAGAGUUUGUUAAUUGUUUUGUUGACAUUAAAUGAUUUAGAUAAUAACAUUUCAAGCUUGUGAACACAGGCCUUUUAUUAAUUUAAACUGUAGUUGGGGUACUUAAAUAAAUGCCACACAUUGAUUUUUCUGUUUUGACACGUUCAACACUGCAAAAAAAAAGUUGUCAUCUUGCUCUGAACUAGUGCGCGAUCUUAUUGUUUCUCCAUGUGAGUUCAUUUCCAACGUCCUCCAACCUUCCCUUUUCCAUGGACCUUUUUGCUGCAUUUAAACAAGAACAAACACACGAGUUAACACACAACUCAUCAUUUACAAAUAACUUGUAACUGUGGCUGAUGAAGGACUUAAAUGUGUGUGAAUGACAUAUGUGUAAGGGGGUAAUUUCCUGUGUUUUUUACAUGCCAUUCAUUUGUGUUUAGUUUGCAAAGCGGCUAUUUUAAUUGCCCUGUUUUCCGCUCGCGUUUGCGUAGGAGAUGUGUUAUGGUAGAUUUAGAAGAGCAGAUUGACUCACAAUUUCUGGGCAUGUUGGAUUCUGUUCAGGAGAACAUUGAUCUGAAAAUUGAACACAUUUUGACGUCACUCAUAAGCCUUUUUUCAACAAAAAAAAAAACACAUGGCAUUGUGUUGUUGAAGCCAAAUGACUCACUUCAUACUUCUGCCUUCUCAUCUUCUCUGUCAGAUCAAAUUUCUCUGACUCCAGCUGGUAGAUCCAUUCCCACAUCUCCUUGGCUCUCUCUCUAAAACACAUCAGUAGUAAUAACCCGUCACAACAGAAUUUAAAUACCUGAUAACAAUGUUUACAACAGCUGCUGGUUUGUUAAAUGGUUGUGAAUUAACCUAAGGCCAUCUUCUCGCAGAUCUUCAAUAGCCAGCGGUUUGCGUCUCUCCGCCAGGGUCUUCUUCUUGAUCUCUCUUGCAGUUUGCUUUUUGCCUCUCCUCUGCUCCACCUGCAGGGAAAAAAAAAACAAAGACAUCUCAGUUUACAAGAGGACAUAUUCUUGCUAUUUGAUUUGAACUGUCUCAUAGAUGGCAAAAGAAUAUAUUCAAGCUGUAGAGACUGACAAAAAGUGCAAAUAUUUUUCUGUGACCUUUGCCAGGAACCCUCCAAAAUGAGCCCCCAUGUUGGAGAGCACCUUCUUCUUCUUUGCCUCGUCAUCUGCUCUCUUCUUGGCCUCCUCGUCUUCUUUCCUCUGCCUCUCCUCCUGUAGUUGGGAUUUUUAGUUGAUUACCAACUUAAAUUGCUCUUUUAACAUGUGGAGGGUAAUUAUCCGACCAUAUGUUGAAUUAAACAACAUAUGUAAUACAAUGCUAGACUUUAAUUACAGCAAUUCGGGUCUGUCUGUCCCGUUCCUUUUCAGCCCUCACACGCUGCUGCUCGGCACGCUCUGCCCGGCGGCUCUCCUGAAACAAGAAAACAUGCCAGCUGGCUUUUAAUUUGGUCGUGUAUGGCUGGUGUAACUCUCUUUUAGGCAAAUACUAGGGUAAAGUAAAGAAACAGGGUUUUACAAUCCUGUCUUUGAGUCCAAUCAGCUCCUGCUCCUCUUUCUUCCUCUGCUCAAAGUGUACAUCAAUCAGAGUUUGCAGCUCCAGGAGAUCCUUCUCCAUCCUUUUUCUGUGAAUAUCCUGACAGGCAGAGGCAAAAAGACUGAUCAAGAUUAAUUCAGCGCUUUCAUUUGUUUCUGUGAUCAUUUAAUAAUUUUAUUUACACUGAUCUAAACAUACAUCAAAAUCCACUCUCUCCCCCUCUGGGAUUUUAGGGGCAGCAAGCUGAGUGACUGGUCUGUAAAAGAAAUAAAGACACAUUCAUAUCUGUGUUUUUGUUUCUUUAUAUUUGAUAUGUCUGAUUACUUUCAUUAUAUUUGCAAUGCACCUCCUGUUUCAAUCUGACCAAGACAAGAAUUUCCAUGCAGUCUUACUUGUACUUCGGGCGUUCUUCUUCAACACGGCAGCCAGAUCCACGACAAAAAUGUAAAUCAGUUCAUUUUGUGUAUUCAAACAAAGAAAAAUAACAAUUUUAAGUUCAAAUGAGCUAAGUGGAAUAAAGCAAAUCUGGUUUAGAAACCCUAAAAACACAACAACGUGUUAAUCUAUCUAUUUAACCUCUGUUUGUUUUAAUGAUGUCAGAUGACCUUGAGUGUUGAAAAAGGAGUCUAUAAAUAAAAUGCGUUUUUAUUAUGAAA
Xyrichtys novacula (pearly razorfish) is the source of this 7176-nucleotide messenger RNA. NCBI's taxonomy places the organism in Eukaryota, Metazoa, Chordata, Actinopteri, Labriformes, Labridae. The record is from the annotation of a GenBank genome assembly.